Paralichthys olivaceus (Japanese flounder) is the source of this 3129-nucleotide messenger RNA. The record is from RefSeq and is a predicted model, not a curated record. NCBI's taxonomy places the organism in Eukaryota, Metazoa, Chordata, Actinopteri, Pleuronectiformes, Paralichthyidae.
UCAAACACCGACAUCCUGACCGAGGCUGCUCUGUUCGGGCUCCGGUGCAGCGCGAGGCGGCUCCGGAGGGACCGAGCGAUUCUACCGGUUAAACCCGGAGAUCCGGAUAUACCCCGGGAGGUGAUGGACUGAACCGAUCCGACAUCUGAGGGUCUGAGGCCCGAUGGAAGCUGCGACACAUCCCGACCUGGAGCGUCUGGAUCCCGGUUCCUGAUCCGUGUGUGAGGGUCUCGGUGUUUUUCGGUCCCUGGUCUCGAUUAAAACGAUCAUGAAUUAUCCGCCUCCGCUCCUCUAAUCUGGAUUUAAAUCUGAGAUCGGAUCUGGAUUAGUCUGUUCCUGGUUCUGAUCGGGUCACGUCUGACCCGGUCUGAACCGGUCCUGGUCCCGGUGUGAUCUUUGGUCCUCUCUGGUCCUGGUGUGCUAAGCUGUCAUCAUGCCGACGUCCCGGCCUGGUUCUGAGCCGAUGGAGUUCUGGGUGGAGGGUUCGAGGCGGGACGGGACGGUGGAGGAGUUCUACACCUUGAGCUCCGAGCUGGGCAGAGGAGCCACGUCCGUUGUUUAUCGCUGUGAAGAGAAACAGACUCAGAAACUCUACGCUGUCAAAGUCCUCAAAAAAACGAUCGACAAGAAAAUUGUUCGUACAGAAAUCGGAGUCUUGCUGCGUCUGUCUCAUCCAAACAUCAUCCAGCUGAAGGAGAUCUUUGAGACGGACACUGACAUCGCUCUGGUGCUGGAGCUGGUGACUGGAGGAGAGCUGUUUGACAGGAUUGUGGAGAGAGGUUACUACAGCGAGAGAGACGCCGCUCACGUCAUCAAACAAAUCCUGGAGGCUGUGGCAUAUUUACAUGAACAUGGCGUGGUGCAUCGUGACCUGAAACCAGAGAACCUGCUGUACGCCGACCUGUCACUGGACGCUCCGCUCAAGAUAGCCGACUUUGGUCUCUCCAAAAUCAUCGAUGACCAAGUCACCAUGAAGACGGUCUGUGGUACCCCAGGAUACUGCGCUCCAGAGAUUCUGAGGGGAAACGCCUACGGACCUGAAGUGGACAUGUGGUCAGUGGGUGUCAUCCUCGUCAGCAAGCUGAUCGUCCUUGACCCUCAGAAGCGCCUCAGUGUCCGGGAGGCUCUGCAGCACCCCUGGGUGCUGGGUAAAGCCGCCCGCUUCUCCCACAUGGACACCACUCAGAGGAAACUACAGGAGUUCAAUGCUCGACGUAAGCUCAAGGCUGCUAUGAAGGCUGUCGUUGCCACCAGCCGCAUGCACGAGGGAUCGCGACGUCGUACCGACAGCUGUGAAAUUCCAAGCUCAGGGGCUUCCAGGCAGAGCAGCAUGCAGCAGGACCCGCCCCCUGAUUCCACAGACCCCACCCCUUCAGACAAAGAACCCCCGCCCUCAGAUCAACAGCCACAGGAUGACGAAUCAGAUCCCACCGACAAAAGUGCUCUCAGCCCCUUGUCUCCACGCGUUCUCAAAUCCCCCAGCUCCGAUGUCACGCCCACAGACGCCGCCCCCACCAGGCCGCCAUUGCGAGCCGACGGGCUGCGGCAGAUGUCUGUCAGUCCUAAAACUGUGCUGGUCCAACCCCCACUGCAGCAAAAGAGCUGCUCCAUGGUAGAGCCCACCUCUGGAGUCGAGGCCACGCCUGUGAGGGCCACGCCCCCGUGUCCCAACAGCCUCACUAAUGGCUUCACACCAGGGGCGGAGCCAGCCAAUCAGAUGCCCCACUGCCAGUGAUCACCUGACAGAGUGGUCUCAGUUUCACACAAUCAACAAUCACGAGGUUCAGCCGUUUAGCUCCAACUUCAUUAAUUGCACCAGAGCAUUUUUCCUGUAACCACAUCUUCCACUGCUGUUAAUCAACUAUUGCUAACAUGCUAACAGCUGCUGGUGUCUAUAGGUUGUCUGAUUUCAGGACUCUUACUGUGGUAAGAAAAACCCCAGAGCAGCUAACAGACGCCACAAACAAUCACAGCUAACAGGAGCUGCUGAAACUAAAAGCUAACUGAACAGGAGCGCAGCCCUGAGCUCGUGGUUAUGACGUGAGAAGUAGCGUUAACGUGUACUGGGUGUGGUCAAGUAUGAGGAAAAUGCUGCUAGGCAACAGAAACAUGGAUGCUAAUAUUCAAAUUCCUGUUUGAGACCAGUUCAGCGAGCUAGCAGUCAGCUAAUAAAUGCACGAAAUAAAAGUGAAAAGUCGAAGCUAAUCGAAACAUCAACAUUUUCUUUGAUGGAAAAUUAAGAAAAACAAGAAAAAUGACAGAUUAUUAUUUUAUCAUAAAUGAAAAAUGAACUUCCAUGAACUCCGCCAUGAAAACGUCAAAACGUGUCAGUGUUCAUGAGCUCUCUCUCUGGGGUGGUGACCACCACAAGAGGGCAGCGUUCACAUCCACUUCUGACAUCAUAUCGAUAAAAAGAAAACUACUGUUAAACUCCUCCUGUUGAAAACAGUUGUGAUAUUAAAACAUUGCUGUUUUAGUAAAUUCUUUAUUUCUCAGAGAUUUAAAUGUAUCUCUGAAUAUAUAAUAUUAGUGUUAAUGUUGAAUUGGUGGUUUAUAUUCCAUUGAUAAUCACUAUCACUGGUUUAUUGGAUAUGACAUGAACACAUUGUCAUUAACAUUAAACCCUCAGACUCUUCAUGGCUCAGAUCAAACUAAAAUGGCGUCUCUGUGUUUGCUUCUUACCACAGAACAGCUGAACGUGAACCAAUGAAAAAAAGUUCAACGAUGCUGGAAACAUCUGGAAUCACAGCUGCUGUUCACACAUGUUGAUAACGUUAUGUUGCUGUGAUCAGAGUCUGAAGCUUCACGUUGGUUCAGGUUUCAUCUGUUAGUUUUAGUUUCACGUUGUGAUUCAGGGACUAAAGAAUUUUGUCUGACACACGUCCGUCCUGUCCUCAUCACCUACGUGGGCGUCGUCUAUACCUGUACUUGACUCUGAUUGGUUUGUAGACGGCGUCUGAUAUGGCCAUGUUGUCAGUGGGGGGGUAGUGGUCUUUCUGUUUGAAUGGAGGACAUGAAUGAAGCUUCAUCUGGUUGCCAUGGUAACAUCAUGAUGUAUCAUUAGCAGCAUUAGCACCUUCAUGUGCAGUACUCCACAGUACUACAGUACUCCACAGUACUACAGUACUC